CACGACGUAACCAACUUUACUAUUUUGCCACUUCCUUGAAUAGGAGAAGUUACAGGUCUUUGAAGAAUGGCAGAUGAACGAAAAGAUGAAGCGAAGGCACCUCACUGGACCUCAGCUCAACUAACAGAGGCAUCAGCACGUCCACAUGCACCUGAGGUUAAGGACCAAGGCGGGGCAGGGGAAGGACUUGUCCGAAGUGCCAAUGGAUUCCCAUACAGAGAGGAUGAGGAGGGAGCCUUUGGAGAGCAUGGAACACCAGGAACCUAUCCAGAUACCAAAGAGAAUGGAAUUAAUGGAGAGCUGACCUCAGCUGACAGAGAAACAGCAGAGGAGGUGUCUGCAAGGAUAGUUCAAGUAGUCACAGCUGAGGCUGUAGCAGUCCUGAAAGGUGAACAAGAGAAAGAAGCCCAGCACAGAGACCAGCCUGCAGCUCUGCCUUUAGCAGCUGAAGAGACAGCUAAUCUGCCUCCUUCUCCACCACCAUCGCCAGCCUCAGAACAGACGGUUACAGUGGAGGAAGAUUUACUUACAGCCUCGAAGAUGGAGUUUCAUGAUCAACAGGAAUUGACUCCCUCGACAGCUGAGCCUUCAGACAUGAAGGAAAAAGAGUCAAAGAUGCAAAGUAAGCCUGGUGAAGAUCUUAAACAUGCUGCCUUAGUUUCUCAGCCAGAGACAACUAAAACCUCCCCUGAUAAAAAAGACAUCCAAGGCACAGAAGUAGAAAAAGCACCUCCUGCUCUGUUUGGGCACACUCUUGGUGCCAGCCUUGAAGAAAAACCGAAAACAGAACCCAGCCUAGUAAUACCUGGCAUUGGCCUUUCUGCAGAGCCUCCAGUCCCCAAAGAACAAAAAGACUGGUUCAUUGAAAUGCCGAUGGAAACAAAAAAGGAUGAGUGGGGUUUAGCUGCUCCAAUGUCUCCUGGUCCCCUGACACCCAUGAGGGAAAAAGAUGUACUUGAGGAUAUCCCAAGGUGGGAAGGGAAACAAUUUGAUUCUCCCAUGCCAAGUCCCUUUCAAGGCGGAAGCUUCACUCUUCCUUUAGACAUCAUGAAGAAUGAAAUAGUAACGGAAGUAUCACCCUUUGCCCCUGUCCUCUUACAACCAGAAGACAAAAAAUCUCUGCAAGAAACUGGUAGUCCAGUUACUACCAAAGAGAGUUCUAAAGUUGAGGAGCCACACGAGGAUAAACCUGACAAAAUGGCAGAAAUUUCAGCCUCCGAGGCAAUUAUCUUACCCAAAGAUGCUCAUGGUCCAGCUGUGGAAGAAUACAUCAUGGAGAACAUUUUAGGGGAAGAAAAGGAGACCACAAGUCAAGAGAAAAAAGAGACUCCCAUCCCUAGUGGACAGGAACCGACACUUACUGAAAAGGAACCUCAGCCAAAGCUUGAAGAAAAAGUGACCAUUUCUGAUAAAGAAGCUGCACCAAAAGAGAAUGAACCCCCAAAACAGAGAGAUGAAGAAAUAAGUGUGAUUCAGCCCUCCACGGAGCUCUCUUCCUCAAAAGAAGAACAGAAAGACCAAGAGUAUACCACAGAUAUGUUAAAACAGGACUCCUUCCCUGCAAGUUUGGAGCCAGCUUUUACAGAUUCAGCCAUGACCUCCAAGACCUCGGAAAAAGUCACAACUGAGCCAGCUGUAGUAAGUGAAAAGAGUGCAUCCCAGGAACUUUUUGAGGAGAAAGUUGCUGGCAAAGAUAAGGUUGAAGGAGUUGAGGCUGCAACAUCUGCUGAGGUUGAAAUGCCAUUUUAUGAAGAUAAGUCAGGAAUGUCUAAGUACUUUGAAACAUCUGCCUUGAAAGAAGAAACGACAAAAAGCAUUGAGCUGGGCAGUGAUUACUAUGAACUGAGUGACACAAGAGAAAGUGCCCGUGAGUCCACUGAUACCGUACCUUCCGUGCACCCAAAUGGUGACAAGGAAUUUCAAGCAGGAAAAGAAUCCCAGCCCAGUGCUCCAGUACAAGAAGCAGGGUACAGCACUCUUGCUCAGAGUUACCCAUCUGAUUUACCCGAAGAACCCAGUUCUCCUCAAGAGAGGAUGUUCACUAUCGAUCCAAAAGUAUAUGGGGAGAAAAGGGACCUCCACAGUAAGAAUAAGGAUGAUCUGACACUUAGCAGAAGCUUAGGGCUUGGUGGUAGAUCUGCAAUAGAACAAAGAAGCAUGUCAAUCAAUUUGCCCAUGUCUUGCCUGGAUUCCAUAGCCCUUGGGUUUAACUUUGGCCGGGGCCAUGAUCUUUCUCCUCUGGCUUCUGAUAUUCUAACCAACACUAGUGGAAGUAUGGAUGAAGGGGAUGAUUACCUCCCAGCCACCACACCUGCAGUGGAUAAAGCCCCUUGCUUCCCAACAGAAAGCAAAGAGGAAGAGGAAAAGAUAGAGGAAGACAAAGCUACUACUACUUCACAGCAAAGUGCUCAAGUUGAGACAUCCUGUGAGUCACCUUUAGCCAAAGAUUAUUACAAAAAUGGUACGGUCAUGGCCCCUGAUCUGCCUGAAAUGCUAGAUCUCGCAGGCACUAGGUCCAGGUUAGCUUCUGUGAGUGCUGAUGCUGAGGUUGCCAGGCGGAAAUCGGUCCCAUCAGAGACCAUGAUUGAGGAGAGCAGUACUGGCUUGGCACCUGUAACUGAUGAAAACCACGUCAUUGUGAAAACAGACAGUCAGCUCGAAGACCUGGGAUACUGUGUGUUCAAUAAAUACACAGUCCCACUCCCAUCACCUGUUCAAGACAGUGAGAACUUAUCAGGAGAGAGUGGUUCCUUUUAUGAAGGAACUGAUGAUAAAGUUCGAAGGGAUUUGGCCACAGACCUGUCAUUGAUUGAAGUGAAACUGGCAGCUGCCGGAAGAGUCAAAGAUGAGUUCAGUGCUGAGAAAGAAGUAUCAUCACCUACCCCUGGUGACAAAUCUGAACUGGGUAGGGAGUUUGACCAGGACAGAAAAGCUAAUGACAAGCUGGAUACCGUCCUAGAGAAGAGUGAAGAGCAUGCUGACUCAAAAGAACUUGCCAAGGAAACAGAAGAGGCUGGUGCUGAAGUCGAGAUACUUGGAUCAGGAGUAACCUUUGAUCAAGCUUCCACCAAAGAACUGACAAUAGCAAAAGAGACAUCACCUGAGAAAGCCGAGAAAGGUCUUAGUUCAGUGCCAGAGGUAGCUGAGGUAGAACUAUCCAAAAAGGCUGAACAAGGACUGGAUUUUGCCUCAAAGAAAGCUGAUGAGGGUCAGUUAGAUGUUAAAAUCAGUGACUUUGGACAGAUGGCUGCAGGGCUGAAUGUAGAUGUGGAAAAGGCCACAGAGCUUCAACUCGAGGCUACACAGGAGCUGACCCCUUCAUCCAAAGCACCUCAGGUGGCAGAUGCAUUCAUGGGUGUUGAACCUGGCCACGUGAAAGAAAGUGCCAAAGUUAAUGAGACAGAAGUCAAAGAGAAGGUGGCGAAGCCUGACUUGGUGCACCAGGAGGCUGUAGACAAAGAGGAGUCUUACGAGUCUAGCGGUGAGCAUGAAAGCCUCACCAUGGAGUCCUUGAAACCUGAUGAAGGCAAGAAGGAAACAUCUCCAGAGUCAUCUCUAAUUCAAGAUGAAAUCGCCAUCAAAUUGUCUGUGGAAAUCCCUUGCCCACCUGCUGUUUCAGAGGCUGAUUCAGCCACAGAUGAGAGAACUGAUGUCCAGAUGGAAUUUAUUCAGCCACCAGAGGAAGAAAGCAAAGAGACCCCAGAUGUAUCUGUCAUGCCCUCUGAUGUUCCCCAGCCUCAGCUUGAAGCAAUUGUGUCUGAACCAGCAGAAGCUCAGAGUGAGGAAGAAGAGAUAGAAGCCCAGGGAGACUAUGAUAAACUGCUCUUCCGUUCAGACACCCUUCAGAUUACCGACCUGGGUGUCCCAGGGGGCCGGGAGGAGUUUGUGGAGACCUGCCCAGGUGAACACAAAGGAGUGAUUGAAUCUGUGGUGACCAUUGAGGAUGAUUUCAUCACUGUAGUGCAAACCACAACUGAUGACGGGGAGUCAGGAUCUCACAGCGUCCGGUUCGCAGCCCUAGAGCAGCUCGAGGUGGAAAGACCAUCCCCUCAUGAUGAAGAAGAACUUGAAGUAGAAGUGGCAGCCGAAGCCCAGGCAGAACCCAAGGAGGGCUCCCCAGAGGCUCCAGCUUCCCCUGAAAGAGAAGAGGUGGCCUUCUCUGAAUAUAAGACAGAAACCUGUGAUGAUUACAAAGACGAGACUACCAUCGAUGACUCCAUCAUGGAUGCUGACAGCCUGUGGGUGGACACACAAGAUGAUGAUAGGAGCAUCAUGACAGAACAGUUAGAAACUAUUCCUAAAGAGGAGAAAGCUGAAAAAGAAGCUCGGAGACCAUCUCUCGAGAAACAUAGAAAAGAAAAGCCUUUUAAAACCGGGAGAGGCAGAAUUUCCACUCCUGAAAGAAAAAUAGCUAAAAAGGAGCCUAGCACAGUCUCCAGGGAUGAAGUGAGAAGGAAAAAAGCAGUUUAUAAGAAGGCUGAACUUGCUAAAAAAACAGAAGUUCAGGCCCACUCUCCCUCCAGGAAAUUCAUUUUAAAACCUGCUAUCAAAUAUACUAGACCAACUCAUCUCUCCUGUGUUAAGCGGAAAACGACAGCAACAGGAGGUGAAUCAACUCAGACUCCCAGUGCUUUUAAACAGGCAAAGGACAAAGUCUCUGAUGGAGUAACCAAGAGCCCAGAAAAGCGCUCUUCUCUCCCAAGACCUUCCUCCAUUCUCCCUCCUCGCAGGGGUGUAUCAGGAGACAGAGAGGAGAACUCCUUCUCCCUCAACAGUUCCAUCUCCUCAUCAGCUCGACGGACUACCAGGUCAGAGCCAAUUCGCAGAGCAGGAAAAAGCGGCACCUCAACCCCCACUACUCCUGGAUCCACUGCCAUCACUCCUGGCACCCCACCAAGUUACUCUUCACGCACCCCAGGCACUCCUGGAACCCCCAGCUACCCCAGGACCCCUCACACACCAGGAACCCCCAAAUCUGCCAUCCUAGUGCCCAGUGAGAAGAAAGUCGCCAUCAUUCGUACUCCUCCAAAGUCUCCUGCUACUCCCAAGCAACUUCGUCUUAUUAACCAACCACUGCCAGACCUGAAGAAUGUCAAAUCCAAAAUUGGAUCGACAGACAACAUCAAAUACCAGCCCAAAGGGGGACAGGUACAAAUUGUUACCAAGAAGAUAGACUUAAGCCAUGUGACAUCCAAAUGUGGCUCUCUGAAGAAUAUUCGCCACAGGCCAGGUGGUGGACGUGUGAAAAUAGAGAGUGUAAAGCUGGAUUUCAAAGAAAAGGCCCAAGCUAAAGUCGGUUCACUUGACAAUGCCCACCACGUGCCUGGAGGUGGUAAUGUCAAGAUUGACAGCCAAAAGUUGAACUUCAGAGAGCAUGCGAAGGCCCGUGUGGACCAUGGGGCUGAGAUCAUUACCCAGUCCCCAGGCAGGUCCAGUGUGGCAUCGCCCAGAAGGCUCAGCAAUGUCUCCUCUUCUGGAAGCAUCAACCUGCUCGAAUCUCCUCAGCUUGCCACUUUGGCAGAGGAUGUCACUGCUGCACUUGCUAAGCAGGGCUUAUGAAUAA
Castor canadensis (American beaver) is the source of this 5563-nucleotide messenger RNA. RefSeq names its product microtubule associated protein 2 (gene Map2). NCBI's taxonomy places the organism in Eukaryota, Metazoa, Chordata, Mammalia, Rodentia, Castoridae. Gene Ontology annotation, biological process: microtubule cytoskeleton organization; neuron projection development. Gene Ontology annotation, cellular component: neuron projection. Gene Ontology annotation, molecular function: microtubule binding. The record is from RefSeq and is a predicted model, not a curated record.